This is a messenger RNA of Podarcis raffonei (Aeolian wall lizard), 1960 nucleotides long. It is a transcript of the gene SACK1F, whose product is annotated as family with sequence similarity 83 member F. The transcript has 5 exons. The record is from RefSeq and is a predicted model, not a curated record. NCBI's taxonomy places the organism in Eukaryota, Metazoa, Chordata, Lepidosauria, Squamata, Lacertidae. Bases 108 to 1715 code for a protein of 535 amino acids.
CGGAGCAUGAGACGCGCGCCUCAACCCGCGGCCCUUUGCUGACUUCGCGGCUCCCGCGCAGCGCGUUGCUGGAGGCGAGCGCCGGCCCAGGUGAGGCGAGGCGGGACAUGCCGGCUCCUCCCCUCCUCGCUGGGCUCCAGGUGUCGUUGGCAGCUCGGCAGUUGAAGGAGCCGUGGCUGCGGCGGCGGGGCGGCGGGAGAAUGGCGGACUCUCAGCUGCUGUGCCUGGACGACGCUCACGUGAACGAGCGGGUCAGCGAGCACCACCCGCGCUACUACUACAGCGAGGAGCAGCGGAGGGCGCUGGAAGUCCUGCUGGCCAAGGGGGAGAAGGCGUACAAGGAGCGCCUGAAGAAGGACCAGCUGCGAGACUUCCUCUCCAGCCGGGAGCUGCAGGCCUUGCGGGGCGGUUGGCGCGCUUACGAUGCCCACCUCGAGGGCGGCAAGCCGGUGGUCGGCCCUUCGGGGAAGCCCCUGUCCUUGGCUUACUGGCCCGAGAGGUCCGACACCGAGAUCCCACCGCUGGACAUGGGCUGGACCAACACUUUCUACCGGGGAGUCAGCCGCCUCGGGCUGUAUACGCACCCGCGCAAGGAAGACAACGCGCCUCACGUCAAGCAAGUGGCGCGCGAAAUGAUCCAGCAGGCGCAGAAGAUCAUUGCAGUAGUCAUGGACCAGUUCACUGACAGGGACAUCUUCCGGGAUAUCGUAGAUGCAUCAUACAAGCGCCGGAUCCCCGUUUAUAUAAUCUUGGAUGAAGAAGGCUCUAAAUUUUUCCUGGAAAUGUGCAAAGGCAUGGAGCUGAGUGAUUUCUAUAUCCGGAAUAUCCGUGUGCGUUGUGUGACUGGAGCUGGGUUCUACAUGCCAUCAGGGAAGAUCCAAGGCAACUUGGCUACACGCUUCCUGAUGGUGGAUGGUGAAAAAGUUCUUACUGGAUCAUACAGUUUCACAUGGACCUCAUCCCACAUAGACAGAAACAUGGUCUUGUACUUGACCGGGCAGCAUGUAGAGAUGUUUGAUAUUGAAUUCCGUGAACUCUAUGCUAUUUCGGAGGAGGUCAACCUCUACAAGGAGCUGAACCUUCCAUGCCCUUUCCGCCAUGGUGUCGGGAGAAUGGGAUUUUCCUCUUCUACAGUGGCCCGGAAGGCCAUCAGCCCAAAGUAUGGACUGGUAGUGGCGGUUCCCCCAGGGGAAAUGAUGCGCUGGGCUUCCCGCCAGAGGCACGAGUCACAAGGGACUCAAGAAGCACAGGAAGAGGAAAGUGAGUCCAAUAGGCGACUACAAACUUUUCUGAAUGACCUUAUCACGGUGGAGCAAGUGCUGCCAGAUAUUGAGCCUCCACUUGAGGACCUGAACAGAGGAAACCGGAGUCCUCAGAAACUAUUUUCCCUAUUAAAAUCCAAAUCCAAAUCCAGGGAGUCCAUCCGUGACCUCAGGAAAGAUGAUGUUGCCAAUGGGGAAGCUGGUUCCAAACCAGUCAAGAGGUUUGGCAGUGGAUUUUUCAGACGGGCCAAGCGGCCACCACCCUUCAAUGCUGAUGCCAGUUCUAUUGCCAGUGAUAUUGCUGAAGACUUUGUGGUUGUGAAGACAGGAAAGGAAAGCCAGGCUAGCCCUCGCCCUGUCAGCGUCCGUAGUAGUGGGGCUAAUUCAGAAAGAAUGAGACCAAGCUCCCCUUCAGGGGACAGAGCCAAACAGUCCAACUGUGUGGUGUCAUGAUCUGAGGAAAACACGACGGGAAAACUGAGAACCCAAAGAGACAAGUGUGGCUGUGGAAUAUACAGCUGUGGGCUGAUUUCAAAUCUACAGUCCCAAGUUCCUCACAAUGGUCUGUAUCAACACUCUACUGUCAAGGUCGGAGCUGGUACAUCCAUCUAAAGUGCACAUGCAGAGUAAAACACAUGACAUGGAAGAUUCCUAUGUGGAGAGGUAGCAGCAUGAAUUAAAUAACAGUGAUAAGUGGA